GGGUCCCCCGGUUGCUACAACAGACCCUGCACGCGGCGAGCGAGCGCCCACCGCGGGCGGGGGAGCCGGCCGGGGCCAGGUGGGGAGGGGUCGACGGACGCCGGCGCGGCCGGAUCCGGGCGGGGGGCGCGCGCGCGCGCCCUUUGGCGGAAAGAGGACCCCUCCCCCACCCUCGCCGGUCCAGCCGCCCGCGCCGGGCCGAGGGGAGGGACCGCCGCGCCACCCCUGCCGGGAGCCCCCGGCCCGGCGGCAGCGCGGGGCGGGGCCUCGGCGUCCCCACCCCCCAACCCGGACACCUGAGCGGCCGCGGCGGCCGCGGCUCCCGCGCUCGGGCCAGGCUGGGCGCGGCGCCGCUCGGGUCCCCGCGGCCGAGUCCGGUGCGCGCAGACGCCGGCCCUCCCCCGGGGGCUCCGACCCGUCCGGACUCGCCAAGCUGCCGCCUGGGCCAGCUCUGGAACUCUCUCCUGUCCCCGUACCUCGGCCCGCCCCAGUGGAGACGGUCCCUGUUCUGAGAAGCCCUUCUGUGGGGCCCAGCCUGCCAGCGCCUCCGGAGGCACCCAGCAGGGCCCAUGAGACAAACGCGCGCUGAGAGACCUUGCACCUGAUCGGCAGUGUUUUUCCGGUGUGAUGUUUUCCCGAAAGACACCAGCAGCCAUGCCGCGCAGCCCCACGUCCAGCGAGGACGAGAUGGCCCAGAGUUUCUCUGACUCCUCGGAGGACUCCGACUCGGACACCUCCAGGGAAGAGACCAUCUAUGACACCAUCCGGGCCACUGCGGAGAAGCCCGGCAGCAGCAGGACGGAGGAGAGCCAGGGCAACACGCUGGUCAUCCGCAUCCUCAUUGAGGACCUGCAGCAGACGAAGUGCAUUCGAUUUAACCCGGAUGCCACGGUGUGGGUUGCAAAGCAGCGGAUUCUGUGUUCGCUGAACCAGAGCCUGAAGGACAUUCUGAACUACGGGCUGUUCCAGCCGGCGAGCGACGGGCGCCACGGCAAGUUCCUGGAUGAGGAGCGGCUUCUGCGGGAGUACCCGCAGCCCACUGGCAAGGGCAUCCCCUCGCUGGAGUUUCGCUACAAGAAGCGGGUGUAUAAACAGUCCAACCUGGACGAGAAGCAGCUGGCCAAGCUGCACACCAAGACCAAUCUGAAAAAAUGCAUGGAUCACAUCCAGCAUCGGUCGGUGGAGAAGAUUGUCAAGAUGCUGGAACGCGGCCUGGACCCGAAUUUCCAUGACCUGGAGACUGGAGAGACUCCCCUGACCUUGGCCGCACAGCUGGACGACCCCGUGGAGGUGAUCAAAGCCCUCAGAAACGGCGGGGCCCACCUGGACUUCCGAGCCAAAGAUGGCAUGACAGCGCUGCACAAAGCCGCCCGAGCCAGGAACCUGAUGGCUCUGAAGACCCUCCUGGAGCUGGGAGCGUCCCCCGAUUACAAGGACAGUUACGGCCUGACGCCGCUGUAUCACACUGCUGUCGUCGGGGGCGACCCCUGCUGCUGUGAGCUGCUGCUCCACGAGCACGCGGCCGUGAGCUGCAAGGAUGAGAACGGCUGGCACGAGAUCCACCAGGCCUGCAGGUACGGUCACGUGCAGCACCUGGAGCACCUGCUCUUCUACGGGGCCGACAUGGGGGCCCAGAACGCCUCGGGGAACACCGCCCUGCACAUCUGCGCCCUCUACAACCAGGACAGCUGUGCCCGGGUGCUGCUCUUCCGGGGUGGAAAUAAGGAACUGAAGAACUACAACAGCCAGACCCCGUUUCAGGUGGCGAUCAUCGCGGGCAACUUCGAGCUGGCCGAGUACAUCAAGAACCACAAGGAGACCGACAUCGUGCCCUUCCGAGAGGCCCCGGCGUACUCCAACCGCAGACGGCGGCCCCCCAGCACGCUGGCCGCCCCCCGGGUCCUGCUGCGUUCCAACAGCGACAACAACCUCAACGCCAGCGUGCCCGACUGGGCCGUCUGCUCCGCCGCCACCUCCCACCGCAGCCUCUCGCCACAGCUGCUGCAGCAGGGGCCCAGCAAGCCCGAUGGCGUCCCCAAGACCGUCGGGAGCUACAUCCCCGGGCCCCGCAGCCGGUCCCCUUCACUCAACAGGCUGGGCGGUGCUGCCGGCGAGGACGGCAAGAGGCCCCAGCAGCCUUGGCUCGUCGGGCCCACUUUCCCGCUGGGUGCCAACAAGGACACGCUGUCUGCCUUUGAGUACCCGGGGCCCAGGCGGAAGCUGUACAGCGCCGUGCCCGGGAGGCUCUUCGUCGUCGUCAAGCCAUACCAACCCCAGGUCGACGGCGAGAUCCCCCUUCACCGUGGCGACAGGGUCAAAGUUCUGAGCAUCGGCGAGGGGGGCUUCUGGGAAGGCAGCGCCCGUGGCCACAUCGGGUGGUUCCCGGCUGAGUGCGUGGAGGAAGUCCAGUGCAAGCCCAAGGACAGCCAGGCAGAAACGCGUGUGGACCGCAGCAAGAAGCUCUUCCGGCACUACACGGUCGGCUCGUACGACAGCUUCGAGGCUUCCAGUGACUGCAUUAUCGAGGAGAAGACGGUGGUUCUGCAGAAGAAAGACAAUGAGGGCUUUGGAUUUGUGCUCCGAGGGGCGAAAGCGGAUACGCCCAUCGAAGAAUUCACGCCAACGCCGGCGUUCCCGGCCUUGCAGUACCUGGAGUCUGUGGAUGAAGGCGGGGUGGCCUGGCAAGCCGGACUAAGGACUGGGGACUUCUUGAUCGAGGUCAACAGUGAGAACGUGGUCAAGGUCGGCCACCGGCAGGUGGUGAACAUGAUCCGCCAGGGAGGGAAUCACCUGGUCCUCAAGGUGGUGACGGUCACCAGGAGCCUCGACCCGGACGACACAGCCAGGAAGAAAGCUCCCCCGCCUCCGAAGCGGGCUCCAACCACAGCCCUCACCCUGCGCUCCAAGUCCAUGACCUCAGAGCUGGAGGAGCUCGACAAACCCGACGAGGUCGUCCCCGCCCCCAAGCCGUCCCGAGCUGCCGAGGCCGUGGUGGCGGAGACCAGGGUGGCCACCAUCAAGCAGCGGCCCACCAGCCGGUGCUUCCCGUCCGUCUCCGACAUGAACUCUGUGUACGAGCGCCAGGGGAUCGCCGUGAUGACGCCCACCGUUCCUGGGAGCCCGAAAGGCCCGUUUCUGGGCCUCCCUCGAGGUACGAUGCGAAGGCAAAAGUCAAUAGGAAUAACGGAGGAAGAGCGACAGUUUCUGGCCCCCCCGAUGCUGAAGUUCACCAGGAGCCUGUCCAUGCCGGACACCUCGGAGGACAUCCCGCCCCCUCCGCAGGCGGUGCCCCCGUCUCCGCCCCCGCCCUCCCCCACCGCCUACAACUGCCCCAAGUCCCCGACUCCGCGAGUCUACGGGACCAUCAAGCCCGCGUUCAACCAGAACGCCGCCGCCAAGGUGUCCCCCGCGCCUCGCUCGGACACGGUGGCCACCAUGGUGAGGGAGAAGGGGCUGUACUACCGCAGGGAGCUGGACCGCUACUCCCUGGACUCCGAGGACCUCUACAGCCGCGCCGCCGCCGCCCAGGGCACCUUCCGCGGCAAGAGGGGCCAGAUGCCCGAAAACCCCUACUCCGAGGUGGGCAAGAUCGCCAGCAAGGCCGUGUACGUGCCCGCCAAGCCCGCCAGGCGCAAGGGCAUGCUGGUGAAGCAGUCCAACGUGGAGGACAGCCCCGAGAAGACGUGCGCCAUCGCCAUCCCCACCAUCAUCGUCAAGGAGCCCUCCACCAGCAGCAGCGGCAAGAGCAGCCAGGCCAGCAGCAUGGAGAUCGACCCCCAGGCCUCGGAGCAGCCGGGCCAGCUGCGGCCCGACGACAGCCUGACGGUCAGCAGCCCCUUCGCCGCCGCCAUCGCCGGCGCCGUCCGCGACCGGGAGAAGCGGCUGGAAGCCAGGAGGAACUCGCCGGCCUUCCUGUCCACAGACCUGGGCGACGAGGACGUGGGCCUGGGGCCGCCCGUCCCCCGGGCGCGGCCCUCCGCCUUCCCCGAGGAGGCCGAGUUCGGCGAGGAGGACGGCGCCGAGCCGCUCGCGUCCCCCACGCCAGCGGCGGCGCCCAGGGAGGCCGAGAACCACUUUGCGGGCGGUGGCGAGGCCGGGGCUCAGGGUGAGGCCGGCAGGCCCCUGAACCCCACAUCCAAAGCCAAGGGGCCCGAGGGCAGCCCUGCGGUGCCCCCCAAGAGCAGCAGCGCGGCCGGGCCCGAGAACUACGUGCACCCGCUCACAGGGAGGCUGCUGGACCCCAGCUCCCCGCUGGCCCUGGCGCUCUCCGCGAGGGACAGAGCCAUGAAGGAGGCCCAGCAGGGCCCCAGGGGGGAGGCCCCCAAGGCCGACCUCAACAAGCCUCUCUACAUCGAUACCAAAAUGCGGCCCUGCACGGAAGCAGGCUUCCCUCCGGUCACCAGGCAGAACACGCGGGGGCCCCUGAGGCGGCAGGAGACGGAGAACAAGUACGAGACCGACCGGAAGGACGACAAGAAGGGCACGCUCAUCAGCAUCGUGGACGCGUCCCAGCAGAAGUCGGCCGGGCUGCUGAUGGUCCACACCGUGGACGCGGCCAGGCCGGACGACUUCCUGGAGGAAGAGGACGAGAAGGCUGACGAGGAAACAGAGCCAGACCACUUGCCGUCCGAGGUGCCGGAAGGCGUCCCCGAAACCGAAGGUGCUUUACCGAUGCCCGCCGGCCCCGAGCCCGUGGCCACCGCGCCCAGCAGGACCGUCACGGCGGCGGGCUCCGUGGAGGAGGCGGCCAUCCUGCCGUUCCGGAUCCCCCCCCCGCCCCUGGCGUCCGUGGACCUGGACGAGGAUUUUAUCUUUACGGAGCCGCUGCCUCCUCCCCUGGAAUUUGCAAAUAGUUUUGAGAUCCCCGAUGACCGCGCCGCUCCUGUCCCCGUCCCCACAGACCUGGCCAAGCAGGAGAAAAACGACGCCUCCCAGUCCCCUUCGUUACCCUCCAGCCAGCCAGCCAACUCCGCAGACGCCAAGAAGCCAGCUGGUCUCUCGAACUGUCUGCCCGCCUUGUUCCUGCCACCGCCCGAGAGCUUUGACGCCGUCACGGACUCCGGGAUCGAGGAGGUGGACAGCCGGAGCAGCAGCGACCACCACCUCGAGACGACCAGCACCAUCUCCACGGUGUCCAGCAUCUCCACCCUGUCCUCGGAGGGCGGGGAGAACGCGGACACCUGCACGGUCUAUGCAGACGGGCAGGCUUUUAUGGUCGACAAGCCCCCAGUACCUCCGAAGCCAAAAAUGAAGCCCAUAGUCCACAAAGGCAACGCCCUUUUCCAGGACGCGCUGCUGGAGGAGGACGUGGGCAGCUUUGUGAUCCCCCCGCCCGCACCCCCCCCACCGCCGGGCGCUGUCCAGCCUGGGACGACCAAGGUCAUCCAGCCAAGGACCUCCAAGCUGUGGGGGGACGUCUCAGAGAUCAAAAGCCCCAUUCUCUCAGGCCCAAAGGCGAACGUGAUUAGCGAGUUGAACUCAAUCCUGCAGCAAAUGAACCGAGAGAAGUCAGCAAAGCCGGGGGCAGGACUGGACCUGCCGACGGGAACCAAGCCUGCCAGCCUCGCUCCGAGAGGCCCAGAGGUCGUGAGCAGCGUCUCAGGUUCGCGGAGCACGACCGUCACCUUCACCGUGCGCCCUGGGACCUCCCAGCCCAUCACCCUGCAGAGCCGGCCCCCAGACUAUGAGAGCAGGACCUCAGGAACGAGACGCGCCCCCAGCCCCGUGGUCUCGCCAACAGAGCUGAGCAAAGAGAUGCUGCCCGCCCCUCUGUCCGCGGCCGCCGCCUCGCCCUCUCCCACGCUCUCGGACGUCUUCGGCCUCCCCAGCCAGCCCCCCGCCGGGGACCUGUUUGGCUUGAACCCAGCGGGACGCAGCAGGUCGCCGUCCCCCUCGAUACUGCAACAGCCAGUCUCCAAUAAGCCUUUCACAACUAAGCCCGUCCACCUGUGGACCAAGCCAGACGUGGCGGACUGGCUGGAAAGCCUCAACCUGGGAGAGCACAAAGAGGCCUUCAUGGACAACGAGAUCGACGGCAGCCACCUGCCCAACCUUCAGAAGGAGGACCUCAUCGACCUGGGCGUGACGCGAGUCGGGCACAGGAUGAACAUAGAAAGGGCUCUGAAGCAGCUGCUGGACAGAUAAGGGUGGCUGCCCUUCACGUCCCAGACUUCUUGUUAUAAAUAGAGAUGGGCUUACGCUGAAAGGUCCGGAGGGCGCGCACCAACCCCAGCCCGCGGGCUUGUCUCCGGUCCCAGAGGAACGCGGUGUGUCCCUGACGUGGCUGCGCCAAGGCCCUGGCCCCCGGCUCCCUGUGGGGGGGGCCCCUCUGGGGCUGUUGCUGCGGGGGGGGGGGGGCUGUUGGAUCAGGAAGGAGCCGCGCGGCCGGCCUCCCCGAGGUCCCGUGGCUGCAGCGAGGGGCCCUCACCCCGCCGGCAGACACCACUGCGCCCUCCACACCUCCCUCGGCCCCUCUGCGGGCCGGCAGCCCUCGCACCCGGGCCUCUCGAGGGCACGCAGCGCUCGCGGGCUCUCUUUCCCGUACUUGGCUCGUGGCUAGAUGCCUGCAGACGUGUGUGCGUGUGUACGCGGCGCCCCUUCGGAAAGGCAGACAGACUUUCUUCCUCGGACCCUCCGCCCCUCGGCCUCCCACGGUCCCCUGGCCACGAGGUUCUUGGCAGUUGGGGGGUGUCCUGAAUGGGAUCGUGCCCAGCUUGGCUUGGCUUUCUUUCUUUCUGCAAAUCUAUUAGCAUAACUCCAAAGUGGCCGCACAGAUGCCACAUGGAGUGAGUCGAAGCACAAAGUCACGCUUCCCAGGGGAGGGAGAGCUGGCCCGGCGCUCAAGGGGCAGAGCGGCCGUCUGCCGGGAGCCUCCGUCCAGGACGGAGAGGAGGGGUUCCCUGCCGUGCGGAAUUUCCUCGCACAACGUGUGUUAAAUUCUGCAACCAUCAGAGCAGGCAGGCACCCACUUUGGCAUGCAGGACGAGACACGAGGUGGGCAUGUGCCACCAGGUGGGACAGGACCCGCUCUCUCUGGUGGGAGCUGGGGGAGCGGGGGGGGGGGGGUCUCAGCUCUGAGCCCAGCCAAGGGGAAGCAGCUGUGCCAAGAAAGCCCUUUUGUCCUCGGAGGCCAGGGGAGCCGGGACCGAGGGCUUCUUCCCUCCCCCUCUGAGUGUCAGGAAUCCCACCAGCUUGUCUUAACAGCACAGGGCUUGCGGGGAACCCGGUGGGUGCAGGUAGACAGGUCCCAGGGUCAAGCACAGGAGGUGGGCUGUGGGGCCAGGGUGUGACACAGAUGAACCACGACAGGAAAGGGCAGGGGGACCCGGGACUGCCAGGCUCGCCUCUCCGGUGGCGGCGGCGGCGAGGCUCCCUUGGGCCUCUGCCCCGCUCUCUCCCCCGGAGCCCCCUCCCCUGUAACAAUACCUCUAGUUCCCCAGGGAGGUGGACGACUGCGUGCAGAACAGCCAGCCAGGCAGGCACAGGCGUGUGGAAGAGACACAAACGUCAGGUUUUUGGCUUUUAUUAUGAUUUCAGAACUAGCCUAGCCCAUCUCUAAUUAUAAAAACGUGAUUUUUUUUUUCCUUUUCUUUAUGCUCAAAAUCAAGUGUCUGAUUAGGUCUGGAACAGCUCUAGAAUGAACGCAUAAAAUUUAGCAAUUGAAAAUCUUUCUUUACUGCAAGUUUAAAUAGUUGUACAGAUAGUUUAUAAGCACAAUAUUUUAAGAAAAAAAAAGUGGCUGGUCUACUAGGCAGCCUUUGUGCCACUUCAGUGCUAGAAAGUUAAAGAAAAAAAAAACUUUUGUGAUUUAAUGAUACUAUUUCUGUGGAAUAAUUAUGAAAGUAUGACCUUUUUAAAUCAAACUUAUUUGGAUGCAUCGGAACCAGCAGAGCUGUGUUAUAUUUUCUAUCUUUGCUAGAACUUCGUCAUUGAAGGACAAUUAUUUCUUCAAAAGUGGUUGUAACUCACAAUGCAGCAGUUUCUCCAAACACACACGCACACGCCACAUGGUUUUUCCAGCCCCUCAACUGGAAACGGCGUUUUGGACCCUGUGUUCCAAAACCCUCCGCAGGUCAAUCUUUCCAUUUGAACAGUCCGUUCCAACUUGAAAUCAGUUGAAUACUAAGGCACUUUACUUCCUCACGUACUUUCAAUUUUUCCAUCACGAGCUGAACAAGCAUCACCCUAGAGGAAUUUCUAGCCAGGAUACUGCAGGGCAGCCUGCUGAGCAGCCCAGUAUUUCCGAAAAGUUAAAACUGGUCGUGUGGCCACUAUCCGUCUUCCAUUUGGUGAUUUUUGCCAAAUCCAGUGAGUCCUCCACUUGGCCGCGGUUUUUUUCUCCCCUGCCUACUGUUAGGGUUACCCCUCUGCCAGGGGCCAGGCAGAAGGCUAGACAGAACGAGAGGAAAGGAAGCGUGGGGAGCCUGGCACCAACGGCAACUUAGGGGCGUCAGGGUCCCUGAACGCUGGUAGUCAGAAGGCGAGAGCUGGCCCUUCUUCCCUUUCUUAAAUAGAGACUUCGAGUCCUGUGCACCUGACCCAGGCGAGAGAGCUGGUGGCACCGUUUAUUUUCUGUCUUACUACAGAAGUCACAGGACCUCCCAGAACCUGCACUGACGCGAGCAUAAACACGUUGCCAAGACGCCUCAGGCUCUAGCUCUAGUCGACGGUUUUGCCACAGAAAGCAAUAGUUCCUCUUUGAAAUUGCCGCCCACUGCCCCUCCCCCCCAGCCCCUUGGGACGGGUCAGGACCAGGCCCCACCUACUCCACACCCCUCUUCACCCCUGAAACCGAUGUUCAACUGCUCACAUAAAGAUUCUGUUAGUACUCUCCCAGGUUUUAAGAAGAUCACCUUUUGUUAUAUGCUGUGGUUUAAAUAAACUGCAUUUACAUGCCUACUUUCUGUAACAUUGUGUAUACAAAGCGAAAACUGCUCCGGAUAUCAACUAUGAACACCUGCCGAGACACGACACCUUCUCCAGGGCGUCGGGGCGCAUUUUAGGUUCAUCCGUACAAUACAAAAAUGCCUCCGUGUGACUGUUGAUUUGCUGAACUUCACAAAGUGAAUUGUCUGUGGUACUUUAGUUAAUAAAAUGGUGAUUUUUUUCUGAGUUACUGAACAAGCAGGCAUUACCCAGGGUGAUCUGGCAAAUGACCUUUUGUGUGUGUGGGCCACAAAUACUGAUUUUUUUUUCCCAUGAACAAAUUUUCUGUUUUUUUCGAAACUAAUAUGUCUUCACACUAUAGUUUGUGUAACACUGUUCACAUUAUGUUUCUGUUACUUUUGUGCUUUUAUUCUUUUCAGACCUUAUUAAAAACAAACAAACAAACAAAACGAGCUCCUGUAAUUGCACUUUCUCCCAAUCCUUAAAUCUCUUGUAUGGCAACCAAAAUUACUAUUAAAAAAAUAAAUAUACGAUUGCACUAAGGUUGUGGUUCUGAUUGCAAACAGUGAAAACUGUCUGAGUGAGACAGAGCUGCAAGCUUACAACCGAGUGUAGGUUAGCCGAACAUCGCAGCCACCGGACCGCUGUGAAACCCACCAGGCCCCGUCCUCCCUGGAAGAGGCAAAGUGCUCCUUGCCGAGAGCGGACCUGCCCUGCUUCCACCGACGUCCCCUCCGUGCGCAGAUGGAACCGUGUGUCACGUCAGAGCCCUGUGAACCCUCACCGCGGACGCCGGCGGACCCUGCGGGGCGAGGGGAGCCGAGGCCUGGGCCCCCCUCCCCCGCCCGGGAUGGAAGCGGAGGCGCCGAGGGGAACGAGCCAGCCUCCGGCCCCCAGCCCCCUCCUCAGGGCAGAGGCUCCCCGCUGCCACGGC
Messenger RNA from Phacochoerus africanus (Common warthog), 9820 nucleotides. RefSeq names its product SH3 and multiple ankyrin repeat domains 2 (gene SHANK2). The record is from RefSeq and is a predicted model, not a curated record. Bases 628 to 6144 code for a protein of 1838 amino acids. The transcript is spliced from 24 exons. Gene Ontology annotation, molecular function: synaptic receptor adaptor activity; ionotropic glutamate receptor binding. Gene Ontology annotation, cellular component: postsynaptic density; dendritic spine; postsynaptic membrane. NCBI's taxonomy places the organism in Eukaryota, Metazoa, Chordata, Mammalia, Artiodactyla, Suidae.